AUGAGACUCCAGCGGGUGUACGUCCGCGCACUGUGGCUGCUUCUCUUUUGCGGUUGGGCAAUGGCCAAGUCUGUCCCUGAUCUGGACGAGGAUUGCGAACUCAACUCCGAUACAAUGCACGACUUUUGCUGCGAUCUGCACGACGAGAGUCCCCACUUCAGCGACUGCCAGAUGGAGUGGCACGAGAAGAUCCACUACACGACGGAGCAGGAGGAGCAGACCUACAUGUUUUGCACCGCCGAGUGCACUUUCAAUGGCACCGAUUUCUUGGGCAGCAAUCGCCAGUCGCUGGAUCUCGCAGCGGUGCGGGAGCAUUUGGAGAGCGAACUGGCCAACGAUCAGGAUGAGGCGCUGAUGCAUCGAACCUAUGUCCAGUGCGAUAAGCACGCUCUCUCGCUGCUGCCCCACAAGGGCGUCAGGUCGCUGGCCAAGCGCAUGGCUCGCUUCGGAUGCCAUCCCUAUGCUGGGCUUGUCAUGGAGUGCGUGGCCAACGAGAUGAUCCUCAACUGCCCGGCCAAGCGCUUCCAUCAGACGCCGCAGUGCGUGGAGACCCGCAACCAGCUGCGCCAAUGCCAGCAGUACCUCAAGUACAGAUCCUAGAGUGAUCCGGAGUGAAAUAAACAGUGGAACAU
Molecule: messenger RNA, 632 nt
Organism: Drosophila subobscura
Lineage: Eukaryota; Metazoa; Arthropoda; Insecta; Diptera; Drosophilidae
Gene: Obp46a
Exons: 4
Coding region: 1-600 (199 amino acids)
Source: RefSeq, a predicted model, not a curated record